This is a messenger RNA of Paramecium pentaurelia, 1107 nucleotides long. Lineage: Eukaryota; Ciliophora; Oligohymenophorea; Peniculida; Parameciidae. The record is from the annotation of a GenBank genome assembly.
AUGACGUUACAACAAUAGGAUGAAUUCUAAGAAUUAAAAAGAUCCUUGAAAUUAUUGGAAAAAUCUGAUUUGAAAUGUUAUACUGAACAAGAAAGCAGAAAGAAUGAAAAAAAUAAAAAUGAUAAUUUUGAUAUAUAACUGAUUGAUAAUAAGAUAAUAUAACCAGAACCUUGUAGAGCUAUUUCAUUUAAUAAUUCUAAUUAAAUUAUGAUAUCCACAAGUAAUUCAAUAAUUAGAGUAUUCAGAUUUUCAAAUAGUAUAAUUGAAGAAAUAUGCUAAUUGGAUGGGCAUUCUAUGAAUGUUUACGUAUUAAUAUUUAGUAAGCUUUCUAAUUCUUUUAUAUCCGGUUCAGCUGAUUCUUCAAUUCGAUGUUGGUAAUAAACAGAACCUACUUAAUGGAAAUCUUCAAAACCUUAUAAAUAACAUUCUGGAUAUAUAGAAUGUGCUAUUAUAAACUAAAAAGAAAAUCUAUUAUUUUCAGCAGGAGAAGACAAAAUAAUUUACAUUUGGAAGUUGAAUUUAAUCAAAAAUUAUUUGGAAUAUUAGACUUAAUUAAUAUAGCAUUAAGGAAAAAUAGAUGCAUUAAGUUUAAAUCAAUCUGAAACAUUUUUGGUUUCUUUUGGUUACGACAAAAGAAUUAUUAUUUGGAAAAAAGAAGGGAAUGAUUGGAUUUUUAAUCAUAUUGUUAAAUAAUCUAUUUAUGAGAAUGGAUAUAGAGUUAAAUUUUUGAGAGAUGAAUUAUUUUUGUGGGUUGCAACUAAAUCUUUUGUUUAUUUUUUUGAACUUAAUAAAGGAGUGUUUUAAGAAAAAAAUGAUAAAGCAAUAGAAUUGUAAAAAAAUCAUCUAUUUGACACAUUCCUAUUUCCUAUUCUACAUAAUCCAAAUUAAAAUUUAAUCAUAAUUAGGCAUAAAAAUUUCAUAUACAUUAUUAGAGAGACCUAGGACAAUUAGUUCCAAAUAGUAAAAUCUAUUAGUUGUCAAUGGAAUAGAGUUUCAGGUACGAUUACUAAUGAUGGAUAAUUUUUAGUUUUUUGGGAUUGUAAAGAAGUUAAGAAAAAUGAAAGUUCUAAUGGAAGUUAUUUUGUUUAUAGACUUUCUGUAAAUUGA